AAAUCGCGUAUUGCGAUCGACUCUGAUCCAAGAUGGCGGAACGUAUGGAAGUGUAGUAAAGCGCCCUGUUUUUCGGCACAUUUGGCCAGUUCCAGCAACCGUAACGAUCGCCGUUGCUGUCCAUCGUCUGCUUUAGGUUACCCAACAAUGACGGCAGGAACCAGUUUAGUAGUACCGAUCGUACUGUGGGGUAGGAUCGCUCCGACCCAUUGUAUAUCCUGCAUCUACCUAUCUCGUGAUCAGAAGACCUUAGUGACGGGAUGCUACGACGGUCAGAUUUGUCUAUGGCAAGUCGAUCCGGAAACUUUAAAGAUGACGCCAAGAUGUUUGCUUAUUGGGCAUACUGCACCCGUUAUGUGCCUUAGCCGGGCUAGCGUCAUCAUGGAACAAAAUUAUAUCGUCAGCAGCAGCGAGAGCGGCGAAAUGUGCACUUGGGACUUAGUUGAUGGAAAGUGCCGAGAAGCUGUGAAACUUAAUAACAUUCACACACAAAUGUUACCAUACGUCUCUGCCGGCGGAGAGGAUGUCAGACUAUUUUGUUCCGGGUAUUAUCCAGAAGUACUGGUGAUGGACCCCUUCAGUUUGGAAGUAUUGUUUACCCUCAGCUCUCGUGUUAAUCCAGACUGGAUCAGCGCACUGCACGUGUUACGGCCGGCCAAACGGAAAGGUCGGUUCUACGUGCACACAAACGAUGUGGUGUUGGCUCUGACUACUACGGGGACCGUCAAGGUGUGGACAUUGUUGGGACAUGAGAACCGUAACAGCGAACCACUGUACGAGCACGAAAGUAAGCAGAUCAGGUGUCUCAACGCACUGGCCAUGACUUGCUGCCCUUACAAUCAACGAACAGUACUCAUCGUCUGUUCUAAAUAUUGGCAGAUUUUUGAUGCCGGAGACUUUUCAGUCCUGUGCUCCGUAACUGCUCCUAGAGGGGAACGGUGGAUGGCUGGUGAUUUUCUAGCUGCCGAUAGAGUUAUUCUGUGGAGUGACGAAGGCCAUGGGUACCUCUAUAAAUUACCAGCCAAGGUUCUGGUACAUCUUGACAGCAGCGUCGCAGACAACAAGGACUUCCAUACACUGUCUGCAGAAUACGAUCAACCGUACUUGUACUGUACCCUGACACAACCGGGAGACAAGCCACUGUCAUGUCCUCCAGCGAUGAGGUUAGUUACGGUGCAACGUCAAAACAAGACCUUGAAGUACUUGCUGAGAGGAGACAGCGAGGGUGUUGUUGUUCUCUGGACGGUACCGGAGGUGACAUCCCAACAGCUUGCACAGAUUACUCAAAACGAUGGUUCGAUCCCUCCGGCUCUUCCACCUACAGUGAAAACCAGCUUGGACGAAGCUUGGGAAGUAAUGAAACCUCCACCUGUUGGGAUCCUGGAUCAGUUAGACUCGGGGGAUGGUUAUGGGAUUAAACUGACAGCAAGCAUUUACCUACCCCAACAAAGUCGUCUAGUAGUUGGCAGAGAAGAUGGCAGCAUCAUAAUUGUGCCGGCUACUCAGACCGUCAUGUUGCAGCUACUCCAUGGAAAUCAUCAGCAAUACGAUGAUUGGCCGCCACAUCAGGUUCUAUUAGGUCACUCGGGUCGAGUAAAUUGCUUGCUGUAUCCUCACGGUGCAGCUCAAAGAUACGAGAAGCAACAUCUCGUUUCUGGUUCGGUCGACUUUGCAGUCUGCCUUUGGGAUUUGUACGCAGGAACCUUGAUCCAUCGAUUCUGUGUACAUGCUGGGGAAAUAACUCAAUUAAUGGUACCACCGGAUAAUUGCAGUCAUAGGAUUCAAAAGUGCGUGUGCGGUGUCGCUUCUGAUCACAGCGUCACGUUGUUGUCCCUGGCGGAAAGGAAGUGCGUUGUACUCGCAUCGAGACACUUGUUUCCGGUUGUGACAAUUAAAUGGAGACCUCUAGACGACUUCAUGAUAGUUGGGUGCUCCGAUGGCGCAGUUUAUGUGUGGCAAAUGGAAACGGGACAUCUUGACCGAGUCCUGCAUGGAAUAAUCGCGGAAGAGGUGCUUUAUGCUUGCGACGAAAAUACCAUAGCAGCCAGUGGUGGUUCAGCAGCAGGCGGUGAAUUGGGUCUUGCAAAUCCUGCGGUUCACUUCUUCAGAGGCUUGAGGCACAGAAACCUGUCGGCGAUUCGACAUGCUACUCAGCGAGGCUUGCAUCAGCUGCAACAGUUACAUGGCGGACAUGGUGUUGAGCAUGGCAAUCAAAUCAAAGCCAAAGGUACACCUCUCAUGAUUCAGGGCUUCAGAAGCAACCCCAAGGAUUCGGAGAGCCAUAUAUUAUUUUUCGACAUCGAGGCUCUUAUAGUGCAAUUAUUAAGCGACGAGUAUGGGUCCAUGUCUCCCAAUUCACUGGAAGCGCAAGGCUUAAUCUCUGCCUCGGAAUAUCAAAAAGUCACAAUUCUCACUCAGUCUGCCAGUCUGGAUGCUCACAAGAAAAUUGCAGACUUUUUCGGUCGUGUCAAGGAUAAAGCAGGCGACGUUGAGAGAAUUCUGAAGGAAAAGGACCGCCACGGUAUUUUGGCUAAGAUGAAGGAGGGCGCAGAAAACGUGCAAACUAAGUUGCAGGCCAAAGCGGAAAGCGUUGGCCUCAAGCCUUCGACUCUCGAUGGCAAAGGUGACAACUGUAACAAUAACGAUGCUCCGAGAAACAGUCUGAAGAGAAAUGGUGCAUUUAGCGAGCCUAAUGCAACGAUGGAGGUUGCUCAAUUGCUUCUGAGUCUUCUUCAUGCUUGGGGAAUGGAUCCAGAUUUGGACAGAGUUUGCGAAGGGAAGCUGGGCUUGCUGCGACCCAUGGUACCGGUGUCCUUCGGAGUGCUGUCGAAGGGAGGUUACAUGUCUCUGCUGUUUCCGACUUGGCAGACACAGUUGGAGCCUCUUGCUGAACCAGCUACCCAGUUGGAACAACGUCUACCAGCAGAAUUGGUUCGCAGAGACCGGCUUACCAGAGCUUUCACAUCGAGAGCCCAUUGGGAACUCUCAACCACUCUGACAAGCAACCAUCUACUCGCAGUGGUGGCUCUGGCCAAUACAUUAAUGUCAAUGAACAAUGCCACUUUUGUUCCGGAGCAAGAAAGGAAUCGUAAGAUGCACAGACCAGGCAACAGAGCUGCAGUUAAUUGGAACAAAGCUGAAGAGGAGAACGAAGAAAUCUACACGGUCCAGCAAGCCCAGAUUAAACAGGGUUGGUCCCUCCUGGCAACGUUACACUGCGUGCUUCUUCCGGACAAGGUCGCAGCACUAGGUGGAGUUAAGACAUUCAAAAGACCCCAGGUGGAAAUGAUGGCACGCAGGUGGCAGCAUCAGUGCCUUGAGGUGCGAGAGGCAGCCCAGGCCUUGCUACUAGCCGAGUUGGGCAGGAUGGGUCCAAAAGGUAGAAAAGCACUGGUCGACAAUUGGUCCCAGUACUUGCCGAUGUACAGCACGCAAGAGCCGAUUGCCCCGCAGCCGCAGAAUCAGAGUCCACCCCCAGGAAGUCCCGUACCUCCUGGGGAACCCCAGCCUGAAGAGGAAGACGAGGAAGAGGAGCUGGCGGAAGAAUUGAGUAUAGCCAGGAAACCGUCAAGCGUUGCCGAGCUGAAGAGGAAGCAGACCACGGCGGUCGUCUUGCUGGGGGUAAUCGGGGCAGAGUUUGGCCAGGAUGUCACCACGGCGAGCCAGAAAAGAGACAACGAACAGCGAAGGAAGAGCUCGGUGGUCGAGGGUUUCGGGAUAGGAAACAAUAACCUUGCGAGACACACUAGCAUGGCUCUUACUCAUCUUCUCCAUGCUCCGCACUCUCCGAAAUUACCAAUGCACACGUCUUUGAGGCGAGCUGCCAUCGACCUGAUCGGUCGUGGAUUUACCGUCUGGGAACCCUAUCUCGACGUUUCCAAGGUCCUCCUAGGUCUUCUGGAAAUGUGCUGUGACGCGGAUAAGCUGGUCCCAAGCAUGACUUACGGUCUGCCUUUGACUCCGCAAGCGGAUACUUGCAGAACGGCUCGGCAUGCCUUAACUCUGAUCGCAACCGCCAGACCCGCCGCAUUCAUAACCACGAUGGCUCGAGAAGUCGCCAGGUACAACACCCUGCAACAAAAUGCCCAAACCCUGAACGUCAAUUUAGGCGCCAGCGUGCUAGCCCGGGCAAAACCGGAAAUCCUGAGAAUCGUCGAACAGCUGAUCGACAAGAUGCAGAGCGAGAUGAGCGACCUCCUCGUAGAGGUAAUGGACAUUAUCCUACAUUGUCUGGAUCCUGGACACUUGAAGGCCAAGCCUCUGGGCGACGUCUUCCCGGCUGUCUGCAGGUUCAACCAGGUUAGUCAUUGUCCAGCGACGAGAAGGAUAGCGGUUGGAGGUCGAGGAGGCCAAUUGGCUCUUUACGAGUUACGUGGUAAUGUCAAAUGCCAAACUGUAACCGCACAUCAAGCGCCAGUGACCGCUCUGGCCUUCUCACCGGAAGGGAAGUUCCUCGUCAGCUAUUCCUGCUCCGAAAAUAAGCUAUGCUUCUGGCAGCAAACCAGCAGCGGUAUGUUCGGUCUGGGGAAUUCGCAGACCCGUUGCGUCAAAUCCUACAGCACAGCUCCUAUAAACGACGUGGCUCGUCUGAAUCCUAUGCGUCUAGCUCGCCUGAUCUGGAUCAAUAAUCGGACCGUCACUUUGAUGCUAGCUGACGGAUCGGAGACUCGUUUCAACGUCUGAAGAGCUGACCUCAAAGAUCUCAACCAAAACCAUCGUCCUAUCGUCGUUCCACCGGUUGAUAGUCAUAAUUUGUCAUCACCCAGAGUCCUGUUGAGAGCAUAACAUUCUAGAGGGUUCCACGUCUCGUUGCGAGUCCCAAGAUGGCGAGAACCUCCAUAAAGAAUGAACAGAAGCCUGUUAAAAAAAAAUCGACAUUUAGAUCUUAUCUCGCAGUCCUGGUAUAGAGGAGCUUCAAGGUCCAUCCGGAAACUUCCUGGCGGUUCUUGCGUCCUCUUGGGGCACCUCUUCAAGAACCGGAAAUGCACUUAUAUUGUCUGGAACCGAAUGCAGGAUCGCGUUACCAUAUAAGUCUAGUUAUCGAGUACAAAGGCGCGACGUUCUCUUAUCCCGGCGAGGAAGAUUUACGGACAUUGAUAACGCCAUUAGCUAAAUCUCUAGACCGUUUAUACGCUCGGCAGGCCGAUCGUAUUUAGGAGAACUCAGGGAAAGCCAAUGUCGAUUUUCAAGCGAGUCUCCCAUAAGAAAUUAAUUUUCUUUGAAUUCUUAUCGAGGAGCGACAUUUCGGUCAAGGGUCCGCGAAACGGUGCUUCGUCUCCGUGAAACUCCCAACGGCGUCGACAAAUGGAAUUGAAUUUUGAAAGUAUUUGCGCUGUAUUGAGAGGCGACUCGAAUUUCAGACAAAACAUCGUCCUAGAUGUGAACGUCGCGGUGGGGGUCUUUAAGGUGAAGUGAAACAUCUUUCAAAUCAGUCGAUUCGAAUACAACACUUUUUUUUUAAGGGUAAAAGACCAAACUGUCCGAAACUUUGACACGUCACUCCUG
Messenger RNA from Orussus abietinus, 5505 nucleotides. It is a transcript of the gene Rbcn-3B, whose product is annotated as WD repeat-containing protein 7. The coding region runs from base 148 to 4683 and encodes 1511 amino acids. The record is from RefSeq and is a predicted model, not a curated record. Gene Ontology annotation, molecular function: protein binding. The transcript is spliced from 25 exons. Gene Ontology annotation, cellular component: cytoplasm. NCBI's taxonomy places the organism in Eukaryota, Metazoa, Arthropoda, Insecta, Hymenoptera, Orussidae.